CGGCGAGCACGGAGCAACAGUCGCUCGCCGGACUUCGCGCUGGUAAAACGUUGUUCGCGGCAUGCGCGCCGCGGUGCACGCGUACGCGUCCAGUGGUACGGUCUCGUGAUCGCCCGCCGUGCAUAUCGUCGUCGCUCUUCCCUCACGUCCGCCUGUCCGCCUCCUCGCUUUCUUGCCCUCCCCCUACCCCCUUCGUCGUGUGAGAGUCGGCAGGACCCUUGGUACUUCCCGUACGCGCUCACGCACACCCCGUCGUCGCUUCCGGAUCCGCAUCCGCAGGAUGGACGCACCGCGAUGGAGAUAGGUGACCAGUCAGCGUAGUAGACGACUCCAGGUCGUCCCGAUCGACCGAGCACGUUCAUCCCCGAGUAAGAGAAAACCGGCUGCUUGUCCGCGAUGGCCACGACGGCGUCAACGGAGAAGAUGGACCUGGACAAGGACUUGCCGAAGAAGAAGUGCAUCAACACGAAUCUGAUAUCGCUCAAGUUUCUUCUGUUCAUCUUUUUCGGAGGUAUCGGCUGUCUCUUCCCGUUUCUUCCGCUGCACAUGACGAAAGUGGGACUGAGCAUCGAGAACGUGAGGUUUGUGUCGAUGGUUUCGCCGGCGAUAGCGAUACUGGGGCCGCUAAUAGCGGGACCGAUCGCCGACAAGCUCGCCGGCCGCCAGAGCAACAAUGAUAAAUCGUCGACCGGUCGUUACCUUCGCGUGAUGAUCGCCGUCGCCUGCAUCUUCUCGGCGCUCUUCUACUCGCUGCUGAUGCUGGUGCCCACGGUGGACUGCGCGUUACCGGCCGGGAAGGGCCCAGGCCUCAAAUUCAACUGCGAUCGGCGCGGAGCUGUAGUGCGGCAAGAGAGAUGCGAGGAUCGUUUUGGUUGUCAUCGCUGGGCCGAUGAUGACAGCGGUGUGGGUGCCAUGCUGCUGGAAAACUGCAACUACGCCUGCUACCCGACCGGUUGGCGACGAUGGCAUUCAGAACUAACACGCACGACGACGUUCCGAAAUAACGCCGACGUCGAAGUCGACCUCUUCGACGGCAGUGGAGAGACCACCGUCGCACCAUUGGUCAAUGAACUCUAUGCGCAGGAAAAUCGUGACGAGACGAAAAAAGCUCGUCGUUACGUCAUGAUCGAGAAUGAACCGCCACAUCUGUGCUACAAGGACGAGGGCGACAAUGUCGUCUGUCACGUUUACACAGAGUAUUCCGGCACGCUACCAGUGAACGGUAGCCUCGGACAGGCAUUGAAUCCCGAAAACGAGGCUGAAUGGUGCGCGUAUCCCGUGGCCGAGUACUUCGCCUGUCGCAUACCACCCGAUCUGGAAGUUAAGAUGGCUGAGUUCAAUCAGAGUUGCUCCAUAGAAUGCGACCUGGUCGAUCCAUAUACUCUCCCGGGCAACGUACUGGUGAAAAGCCAAUGUCAACGUACCGGAGAUUGGACGGAAGCGGCGUUCUGGAUGUAUCUGUUCGUGCGCUCGGUCGCGGAUAUUUUCCCGACGACCGCCGUUGCCCUGAUCGACGCGGCGGUGGUGAUCGCGACCAGGGAGACGUCGUGCGGACGCGGCGACGUAGGACGCCAAUUGGCUUUCGGCUCCCUUGGUUUCGCCCUGCUAGGACCACUGUCCGGCUAUCUGAGCACCCUGACGUGCGACAUCGGACCGGCUUAUUGGUUGCCGCUCGUCCUACAUGCCGCAUUGAUGAUCCUCGCGGCUGUCGUUGCUCUGUCGGCGAACGGCAUGCCGCUCAGUCCACCAGAAUGGUGGUGGCACACGAGAAGCGGCAUGCUAGCGCUGCCGAUGAGCGCUGUCAAGAGGUACGGCAGCGAGACCGCCGCUCUGGUCUUCGUCCUGCUAGUCAUGGGAACCUUUUGGAGUGUGAUAGACAGCUACCUACCUUUGCAUCUGCAAAAACUAGGGGGUGAUGAACUUUCCAUCGGUAUCGCUAUGACGAUCAAAGCGGUAGCUGCGUCCCUGUUCCUCUGGAAGUCCGAGCAUCUUGUAGAUUACUGUGGACACAGUAAUCUUCUCAUCACUGCCUUCACGGUGUACAUAAUCAGGUUCACCGGACUGAGUCUCGUAUCUGACCCUUGGUGGUCUCUAAUCUCGGGAGCUUUAGAAGUCUUCACCUUAGGAAUAAUGUGGGUUACUGCCAUUCUCUACCUGAGACACUUGGUACCGCGUCAUUUAACUGUGACUGCCCAAGCGCUGCCUGUGAUAGCUCACUUUUGCGUCGGCCGGUGUCUCGGAGCCGUCAUCGGUGCUUACAUCAAUUUCGGCGACGAGGAUCUCGUACAGUCGCUGAGGUUUGUCUAUCGUUGUAUGGCGGUAGCGGCGGCCAUCGUUGCCGGCCUGUAUUUCGUAUUGUAUCAUGGUCUACUGAAGCCGAGAUGUCAUGCACACACCAUCCAGGGUCCCCGUCAACCCCCCACAAUCGUGCAAGCUGCCAUAAGAGAUUAUGAACUGACGAUGAACGGAAAUGGAAAUUACACGCCGCUGAGAGUGUACCAUAAUGGAAUGGGCAAAAAGGGUCAAUUUCGAUACUGAGAAGUUAUCUGUUCAUUCUACGAACGAAUGAAGAGUUCUAGGAACAACACUGCAACAAUGAUUCCACAAUGCAACGUAUAUGUGUCAUCAGCGACGAAGUGCCGACGAUGUGUGCUCUCGUGUAUUUUGCGUUGCAUCGCAUUUAUCAUUAAUUUGUUAAUUUAAACCGACUCGACAUUAUCGUUUUUGUUUCUUAACAUUAUUAUUUAAACGAAUCAUUAUCACAAAGACUACUUGCUCAAGUACGUUCUACGAGCUAUAUCAUCAGUUUCUAUAUUUGUAACAUAAAAGUGUAAGUACCAACGACAGCAACAUAAUGCGAAUCCUUCGUGUAUGGCAGUAAUAAAAAGAGAGAUAGGAAAGCCUUUUUUUAUGUACAAAACGUCCAUGAAAAGCUAUAAGUAUCUAAUACUUCUUUAAUUUUCUAUCAAAUUCAGUUUCUUUAUAUAAUCGCUAUGUUCGUAAAACUCUUGAGGUAUACACAAUUAAAAGAUGGACAAUUUUAUUUAGUGAAAUUAUUAUAGCGAGACUUACAUGCGUCUUCACAUGUAAUAUAAAAUGAAUAAGUAUCAACAAAAAUAAUAUGUCUAUUUGACUGGACAAAUGUUACGUUUCUGUGAGUUGAUAUAUAUAUGUAUACAAGAAAAAUGAAAUAAAAAUACGUUGGAGAGAAACGAUCGUUAUAAUUAUUAUUUUACAGAAAACAAUUACACAUGACUAUUGACUGUUUAUAUUAAGUUUAUUUAGGCAGUGCUAAGCAGAAUUUUUCAACGAAAGUGAAAUAUUUAUAGCCGCUGAAAGAAAAUAUGUACAAUGGCCUAAAUCGCGAGACUUAUGUUUCAUAAAUUAUAUUAAAUCUAAAGUAGUCUAGCGUAUAUGUGUGAUGUAUAAACAAUUUAUUUGCUUCGUACACUUUUCUUCCUUUUCUCUCAUAAACUUUUAAAUGUAUACACAUGCGCACAAUUUCCAAUUACAAGUAUUUAGGAAUAAGCCGUGGGAAUAAGUAUGAGAGAUACGACGUGUUCGUAUUUACUACAUAGCAUGUACGCUUAUAAUGACAAAAAUAAUAAAGAAAUAUUCGACGAAUA
Molecule: messenger RNA, 3626 nt
Organism: Temnothorax curvispinosus
Lineage: Eukaryota; Metazoa; Arthropoda; Insecta; Hymenoptera; Formicidae
Exons: 11
Coding region: 397-2538 (713 amino acids)
Cellular component (GO): membrane
Source: RefSeq, a predicted model, not a curated record